Molecule: messenger RNA, 1143 nt
Organism: Eublepharis macularius
Lineage: Eukaryota; Metazoa; Chordata; Lepidosauria; Squamata; Eublepharidae
Gene: CABYR
Product: calcium binding tyrosine phosphorylation regulated
Exons: 4
Coding region: 1-1143 (380 amino acids)
Biological process (GO): sperm capacitation
Cellular component (GO): sperm fibrous sheath; cytoplasm
Molecular function (GO): calcium ion binding
Source: RefSeq, a predicted model, not a curated record
AUGAUGCCUACCGGAAAGCCCAGGAUGGUUGUUCCUUAUGGCCUCAAGACUCUACUGGAAGGAGUGAGCAGAGCAGUUCUCAAAACCAGUCCCGGCAACAUCACUGAGUUUGCUGCUCUCUAUUUUAGGGAGCUGAUCGUUUUUCGAGAAGAACAUCCUAAUUUGGACAUUAAAGAUCUGGUUAGAGAAUUUCAUCUCUCUAGAGUAGAGGGAUGGGCUGAAGGUGCAGGAACAGCUGCAGCCCAUGGGCCACCCAAAAGGGCAGAUGUCGGAGAUGCGUAUAGGCCAGACUUAGAUGGAAUGGCUCCCAUGUCUGAGGAACCCAAAAGGAAGGAGAAAUCGACUGACACCGAAGAGGACCAAAUCAAUGAAGAACCUGCACAUGAACUGAGCACCAAGACUACCCAAUACCCAUCAAACCAUGAAGACCUUGUAGAUAAAGCUGGGGAUGAGAAGGCACGUGAACUUGCCUAUGUCCCAGCUGAUCCUGCCCAGCUAGCAGCACAGAUGCUAGCAAUGGCAACAAGCGAACCAGGACAACCACCACCACCAUAUUCUAAUGUAUGGACUCUCUAUUGUCUAACUGAUUUGAAACAACAAGGUCGUAAGUCACCUCCACCACCCCUUCCAACUAUGGAAACUGGUGCUCCUGUUUCCCAGGCAGCCCUAUUUAUAUCUAGUGGUAAGGAUCAGCCACAGUAUCUACAGCCACAGAUGAUACAAGGUCAACCACCAAAAGCAUCCUCUCCAACUUAUGUGAUGAUGGAAGAUGGGAAGAAGGGAAAUGCACCACCUUUCAUUUUAGUGGGCUCUUCUGUUCAGAAUAAACAGGACUGGAAACCCAUCCCUGGCCAUACAGUCCUUACACAGCCGGAUACUGGUGGUACCGUGAGAAGGUUUGCUACAAUACCUGUACCGGUCGCCAGGCCAGCAGAUCCAAAAGUGGCCAAUCCCAAUUUUAACUCAGCACAGGAUAGUGGUAGACCUCCAACUCCAGUUUUUCUUUCAGUUGCCAUACCACUGGAAGAUGUAAUGACUGGGAAGAAGGGCUCGGGAGCUGGAGAUAAGGCACCAUUUGCAGGAAGCUAUGGUAUAGCUGGAGAGAUAACAUUUACUACUGCCUCAGUACGCAGAACAGAAUAG